Molecule: messenger RNA, 457 nt
Organism: Lecanosticta acicola
Lineage: Eukaryota; Fungi; Ascomycota; Dothideomycetes; Mycosphaerellales; Mycosphaerellaceae
Source: the annotation of a GenBank genome assembly
AUGGCCGACUCAAAUACCUCGAAAUCUGUCGCGCCGCCAGCCAGCCGCAGCAACCGGCCCAUGAGCGAAGCGCUCCUCAAUGAAAAGGUGAAGACGGCAAUGCAGCAAGCAACAAUGUCCGCUUGCUGCAACUGGCCUUGCAACGAGCUCUGUGCUAAUGUCUGCUUCUCCUAGUGGGACCACUGCCUCAGCACACUCUUGAUCCGCAGCACCCUCGGAGCCUCUUUCGGCGUCAUCUUCUCCGUCCUCCUGUUCAAGCGAAGGUCGUGGCCGGUAUGGGCAGGUCUGGGCUUUGGUGCCGGAAGAGCGUGGGAAGAAUGCGACAGCGUACGUUGAGAUUGCGCAACAUGGCAGAGAUUAGGAUUGGCGUUGAGCGCAACACUGACACAACAUCAUACAGAGCUUCAAGCGCGCAACAGCACCUUCCAGGGACGGACUUCGCGUCCUCAGGCCUUGA